AUGUUUGCCUACUUCAGCAAGCGAAUUGCCAUCCCCAGUGGCACCAAUGUCACCGCGGUGGGCUGGAAUGAAACUCAGGGCUGGUUUGCCUGCGGUGGGGAAGGGGGGCUGCUCAAAGUUAUGAAAGUCGACAGCGGGACUCAAGCCCAGAAAAGCGGCAGCCUUUCCAUUAACCAAACUCUAGAGGGGCAUAAUAGUACGGUCUGCAUUGUAUGCUGGAACCAAUUCUAUCGCAAACUAACGAGCUGCGAUGAGAGUGGGCGGAUUAUCGUGUGGACCUUGCACAAGGGAAUGUGGUUUGAGGAGAUGGUGAAUAACCGCAAUCAAAGCCGUGUGGUGGAUUUGUCGUGGAGCUCGGAUGGGAAUAAGAUCUGUGUGGCCUAUGAGGAUGGUGCGAUUGUGGUGGGCUACGUGGAUGGGAGUCGGUUGUGGAACCACGACUAUGAUUACGAGCUUGCCAAGGUUUGUUGGAGCCCGGACGACCGCUACCUGCUGUUCGGGACUAGUCAAGGGGAAGUCUUUGUGCACGACGCGGUGGGUGGGCAAUAUAUCAGCCAGAUUAAUAUUCAGUGUGAGAAAACACCGUCGAAGCUGGCCUCCCUGCUUUGGCAUCCAGCCUGGGUGGAACGAUUAGAGCCUUUGCCCACCAUGGCCAUAUGCUAUACAUCGGGGAAAUUACAGUUGAUGGAAAGUGUAAGGGAUGACCACGUGUACCUGAUUGAGGUGAACAUGACGGUCGAGCAUGUCGCGUGGGAUCCCCAGGGAACAGUUUUGGUUGUGUGCGGCGUGUCGGAUGUGGGGCUCGAGUCGCAAACCAUCCUCGCUCAGUUUUUUAAUAAUGAGGGGAUUCGUUUGCGGACGCUGCGAGUGAAUGGGCACCACUGCGGGGGCGUGACAUGGGAAGGUGAUGGCCUUCGGGUGGCCAUUGCGGUGGACUCCUCGAUCUACUUUGCCAACGUGCGGCCACGCUAUAAAUACUGCUACUUUAAGAAAACGCUGGUAUAUUCCUUCAAUCGUCCCGAUAAGAUUGAGGAAACUGUGGUGUUUUGGAAUGUCAAGAAUAAUGGGAGAACAGUGAAACAUGUCCGAAAACUCCUUUAUUUGGAUUCCUAUAAGGACGCUUGCGUUAUGGUGAUCUGUCCGGACCCUAAGCAGUCCCAGUACAUGGUGCAGCUUCUCAACGCGAUUGGGAGCCCUAUCGGAAUUCAGUUUACCAAUAUUGAGCCCUUGGCGUGCUGCAUGAACUCAUCGCAUAUCGUGUGCUGCGGCGAGGAGUCCAUUUUCAUCUGGCAAUUCCGAGACCCCAACGCGAUCAUCGACGAUCUGGACCCUAUCUCAAUGCAAGCCAACCGCAAAAAGAGCCAAAUCCGCGUUUUACAUGUCGACGACGUGGUGCGAUCUGAAACGAUAGCCAGCAUGAAAACUCGCUCGACCAUGACAAAUGACCUCAUCUGUGCGGCGUGCAUGAAUGAGACUCGCUUACUUGUCGGACGCGAAUCGGGUAUCUUACAGGUCUACACCCUAGAUCCCCUCAACCUGGUUGGUAAGCUAGUGCUGUCAUCCCGACCACAUUUAUUGGGGUUGAACUGCGAUUCUACGAUGUUCAUAGUGGUGGACUCUGACGGCAUUCUCCGCGUCUCCCCUCUUGAAAAAGAUCUCUCCCUAGUCCCACAAAAGUCCUUUAUGCUCCCGAAUAUUGAGCGCAAAGAUGUCUGGGGUGUGCAAUGGGCCUCUGAUGAUCCAAAUUCGUUUAUUGUGAUGGAAAAAACGCGUGUGUAUAUAUUCCACGAGCUCGAGCCGGAUAAGAUGGUUCACCCCUGCGCCAAUGUAUGCAAGUUCCGCUCGCUCAAAGCCCGAGCGGUCCAUUUCGAUGAACUCAUGCUCGACCCAGAGCGCCCGCGUAAAGAGUACUUGGUUGACUUCGAAACCCAAACCCUACGAGAUAUGCGUGAGACAUUGGAAAAAGAGAGCAUCGAUAAGGCUUUUGCGUUCGUGAAUAAGGAUCCACAUCCCAAGCUCUGGUCCAUCUUCGCCGAGCACGCCUUGAUGAAGCUCAACUUCAUUUACGCAGAGAUGGCCUUUAUUAAGGCUCGUGAUUACCCUGCCAUCCAGUUUGUGAAACGCAUUCAUGGGAUGGAUGACAAGAGAAAGCAGGAGGCCGAAAUUCACGCGUAUUUCCACCGCAUCGAUGAGGCUGAAAAGAUCUACCGUGAUAUGGAUCGCAAAGACCUCGCUCUCGAGCUGCGUUUCAGGAUCGGUGAUUGGUUUGGGGUCGUACGGCUCGUCCAGGAAGGCGGUGGCGAUGAAGUUCUGAUGUCAAAAGCAUGGGAAAGCAUCGGCGACCAGUACGCGGACCGACAAAAAUGGUCUAAAGCCGCACAGUACUACACGCAGUGCCGCAGCUACCGGAAACUCGCGAAAGUUUAUUAUUUAGUCCGGGACUACAAUAUGCUCGCGCAGCUAAUUCGCACCGUUGAGUAUGAUAAAGAAUUGCUUGUUGAGUUAGGUCAAAUGUUCCUGUCGGUUGGGAUGGCGGAUGAGGCGGCCCGCGCCUUUUUGGCCGCCGGUGAGCCUCGCAUGGUGGUGGACGGCUGCGUGAAGUUGAACAUGUGGGAUCGCGCCAUCUCGCUCGCAAAGGAAUAUAAGCUUGAGGAUAUGGAAAAGCUCCUGAACAAUUACGCCCAGCACCUCAUCAAGAAGGAGCGCUUUUCAGAGGCCAUUGAGCUCUUUUGCAAGGCGGGCCAACACGACCAGGCGGCGAGGCUUCUCGCACAGCUGGGCCAGCGCGUGGCCCAGACGGACCCGCUCCGGGCCAAGAAGUUCCAUGUCCUGUCCGCCCUAGAGGUCGAAAAGUACCGUAAGAAGAAGAUGGGCCUGGGAAAGGAAGGCACGGAGGUCGUGCAUGAGCUCCUGCAAAGCGACCAGAAAAGCGUGUCGGAGCGGGCCUUGGACUCGGCCUGGCGCGGGGCCGAGGCCUAUCAUUUUUUUCUGCUCUGCCAAAAGAAAAUUCUGGAGCGCAACCCGGAGACCGCCCUUGUGGUGGCCAUGCGAUUGAUGGAAUACGAUGAUUUGAUCGCCCCGAUUGAUAGCUACAGCCUCAUCGCGCUGACUAGUUAUCUGGCCUCGAACUUCGGGAUCUGUAGUCGGGCCUUCAUACGCCUAGAAAUGGCCGAACACAACGACGAAGAGGGCAACACCGGGGGAAUUAUGCAGGAAAACUUCUCACUGGAUUUAGACGUCACGCAAAAAACCCUGGCUAGCGCGGCCACCCAAUCAGCGGGGGGCGCCACCAUUUUAGGGGGAACCGGCAACGCCACGGCGACCUUCAGUAGCAUUUCCGCGCUCAGCGGCACCACCACUUCGGCUGUAAGCAUCACCAACAACGCUGGCGGGAUCUCGAGCAUGACUUCCCUCACCUACCCCACCGUGUCCCUCAAAGAGCCUGCCCGACGCUUCGCCAAUUUGGCGAUUCAAAUCUUCACCAAACACCGUCCGGUGGACACUUCGAUGGAUAGCGUUCAUUGCCCGCAGUGUGGAACCUUUAAUAAGGAGUGGGCCACCUCGUGCGUGAAGUGCCAUGAAAAAUUCGAUGUUUGUAUCUGCACGGGCCGCUGUAUUACAUCGAAGCAGUCGGCCUGGCAAUGCGGUAGUUGUCAUUACAAGGCGUUAGAUAUUGAAGUUGAUAGCUUUAAGAAUUGCCCUCUAUGUCAUGCCCCAAGGGUCGAACGAAUGAGACGCAUUUUGUGA
Messenger RNA from Phytomonas sp. Hart1, 3747 nucleotides. NCBI's taxonomy places the organism in Eukaryota, Euglenozoa, Kinetoplastea, Trypanosomatida, Trypanosomatidae. The record is from the annotation of a GenBank genome assembly.